GUGAUUUAGAGAACAAUAGAGUUUAGUUUGUACACGAUAAGAAAUUGAAAAGAAUUAAAUUAAGAAAUAAUAUCUACAAAAGAAUAUACAAUUUUCCGCCACAGUAUUAAUUUAAGAUGAAUUUUCAAGUAUGUAGAUAUGAAAAAUGGGGUUUUUGCACUUUAAUCGCCACAAACAAUGAAAUAUUAGCAUGUUUUAGAUAAGUGUAAACUUAAUUUGUCCGGGACUUGGAGAUAAGUUUUCUGCCUAUAAAUAAACGCCGGAGGAUUUAGGUUUUACAUUGGUUUGAUUGUGAAUCUGGCAAUUUUAGAAUGAAGUUCCUCGUUAUUCUCUUAGGUUUUGUGUGUACCGCAGCACUUGCGGCACCAAACGCUCCAAAUGUAAAUUCCUUCCAUAAGACUUACAUAAAAGAUAGAGAAAUUUCGCCAUCCGACGAUACCAGAAUAAUAGGUGGUCAAAAUGCUAUCAGAAACCAAUUCCCCUACCAGGUUUCUGUACAGUGGGAUUCCGGUGCAUCGCCCAGACACUUCUGCGGUGGUAGUCUCAUUAGUGCAUCGGUGGUGCUUACGGCUGCCCAUUGUAUCCAAAGCUCCGGUAGCUAUUCGAUCCUUGCUGGAAUUUUAAGUCUAGACGAAAAUUCCUCUUCCAGGCAAAGCCGAGGUGCUAGCAGCAUUGUCGUUCACGAAAACUGGCCCACUGGAGGUAGUAGUGGUAGUUCCGCCUUUGAUAUCGCUUUAAUAAAAGUUAAUCCACCCUUUGACUUGAGCUCAUCCGUCCAACCUAUUGCACUUCCUAGUCAAGGUGCCGAUGUUUCUGGAGCCGCCAUCUAUUCUGGAUGGGGAAGGAUAUCUACUUCAGAUCCCCUACCCGCAAGCGUCCUGCAAUACGCCAUCGGAAACAUUAUAUCAAACCAACGUUGCGCUGAUAUUUUGGUUAAUUUAUUUACAACUUCAAGUCCUUUGGACGAUUCCCAAAUUUGUACUGAUGGAGAGCAAGGUGUGGCAGCUUGUAGCGGUGAUAGAGGUGGCCCAUUGGUUCGGAACGGCGUCCAAGUGGGUAUUGCGGCGUGGGGUCCCUCACCAUGUGGCGUCUCCACUGCUCCAACAGUUUCCACAAAAGUUUCUUCCUAUGUCAACUGGAUUAACGCUAAUAUGUAAUAUGGAGAUCUACCGUUCUUUUGAAGGGUAAUGUUCUCGACCAUGUAAUACACAAAGAAAAACAUUGAAUAAAACACAUUUGCAAAU
Molecule: messenger RNA, 1244 nt
Organism: Agrilus planipennis (emerald ash borer)
Lineage: Eukaryota; Metazoa; Arthropoda; Insecta; Coleoptera; Buprestidae
Product: chymotrypsin-2-like
Exons: 4
Coding region: 312-1157 (281 amino acids)
Biological process (GO): proteolysis
Molecular function (GO): serine-type endopeptidase activity
Source: RefSeq, a predicted model, not a curated record